GACAAGACACAGAGGAAGACUAACCAGCUGGCUGUGCUGACUUUCGUCGCCACCGCGGUGCUCCUUCCCCUGGUGCUCUUCCUCCCGGGCGGCCUCCUCUCGAUUCCCAGCGCCUGGAACGCUGCCUUGGCCAAGGGCGUCUCGGCCAAGAGCCUCGGGUUCAUGCUCGCCGCCUCUGGGUUCCACUUUUUCAUGUACCAGCUCUCUUCAUUCUGGGUCCUGUCCUGCGUGCCGCCUAUCACUCACAGC
Symbiodinium sp. CCMP2456 is the source of this 249-nucleotide messenger RNA. The record is from the annotation of a GenBank genome assembly. NCBI's taxonomy places the organism in Eukaryota, Dinophyceae, Suessiales, Symbiodiniaceae.